Messenger RNA from Austrofundulus limnaeus, 3226 nucleotides. RefSeq names its product substance-P receptor. The coding region runs from base 293 to 1504 and encodes 403 amino acids. Gene Ontology annotation, biological process: G protein-coupled receptor signaling pathway; positive regulation of flagellated sperm motility. Gene Ontology annotation, molecular function: substance K receptor activity. Lineage: Eukaryota; Metazoa; Chordata; Actinopteri; Cyprinodontiformes; Rivulidae. Gene Ontology annotation, cellular component: sperm midpiece; plasma membrane. The transcript is spliced from 6 exons. The record is from RefSeq and is a predicted model, not a curated record.
GGGGCUGAGCAGCAGCUCAAAGACAGACGCGACUCUGCUCUCGUGUGAGCUGCUGAGGGAGAGAGCUCUGGCGCUGCGUAAAAGCCGUCUUUACGCACGGUCCUCUGUGGGAAAAAGAUUUUUUCCCCGAACCUCAUCUAAUGAUACUGAAUUAGUGAAGCCAUAGCCCUAAAUACAGAGGCGGGUUUUGUGAUUAUAUUUAGUUGGAGAAGAAUUCUCUUCUCCAAGCGCACAGGUAUUUUGGCACCGGAAUCCUAACUUUGUGGUUUAGCGCCUCUUUCCCAACAGCAGAAUGGAUCCAUUAUURGACGCCACCGAUUCUCCAAAUGUCAGCUCUAACAGCACCAGUAACUGGACGGCUAACUUGAACCAGUUCGUGCAGCCGGUCUGGAGGAUCGUCCUCUGGGCCAUUGCGUACAGCUGCAUAGUUGUCGUGUCCGUGGUGGGCAACGUGACGGUAAUCUGGAUCAUCAUGGCGCACAAACGCAUGAGGACCGUCACCAACUAUUUCCUGCUGAACCUGGCGUUCGCCGAAGUCUCCAUGUCCGCCUUCAACACGGUGAUCAACUUCACCUACGCGGUGCACAACGAGUGGUAUUUCGGACUGGUCUACUGCCGCUUCCACAACUUCUUUCCUAUCGCGGCUGUCUUCGCCAGCAUCUACUCCAUGACGGCCAUCGCCUUGGACAGGUACAUGGCCAUUAUCCACCCCUUGAAGCCUCGUUUCUCCUCUUCCUCCACUAAAGUGGUGAUUGCUGUGAUUUGGAUGGUGGCGUUCUCGCUGGCCUUCCCUCAGUGCUUCUACAGCGUGACCAGAUUUUACUACCCCAGAACCGUGUGCAUGGUYGACUGGCCUGAUGAUUAUGGAGGAACGCAUCAACUGAGUUAUCAGUUUGCUGUGAUUCUCCUGAUCUACUUGCUCCCUCUGCUGGUGAUGUUGGUGACCUACAGUUUGGUUGGUCGCUCAUUGUGGGGAGGGCACAUCCCCGGAGAGGCGUCAGAUCACUACCACACCCAGAUAACAGCCAAAAGAAAGGUGGUGAAGAUGAUGGUGGUUGUGGUGGUGACCUUUGCUCUCUGUUGGUUGCCCUACCAUYUUUACUUCAUUCUGGGCUCAUUUAACAGAGACAUUUAUAAACAGCAUUACAUUCAGCAGGUGUAUCUGGCCAUUUUUUGGUUGGCCAUGAGUUCAACCAUGUACAAUCCAAUUAUUUACUGUUGCCUAAACCAAAGGUUUCGUGCAGGUUUCCGUCACGCUUUCGCCUGGUGUCCCUUCAUCAAAGUGUCAGAGGAGGACAGGAUGGAGCUGCAGCACACAAAUACCUUCAGAGUCACGGUGACGCGCAGCCGCCGCAGCGAGACGUCGUACACGCACGCUUCCAUCAAAACUAACAACGUGGAGAGAGACGCAUGCUUGCAGAGGAAAAAGCACCCGUCCGGCAUUCACAACUCACAUCUGCCAAAAACACAGAUGAUACAAUCACCCCAGCUGCCAAGUAUAUAGAGAACAGCCCUGACUUUUGAGAUGAAACCUGAUGAGAAUUUGAGAAGUCAGGAAGAUGGCAUAAAUACUGCAGACGUUUUGGACAAAGAAAGCCCUGCAGCCCAUAAGACUUAAAAACUUAUUUAAGCAGAGGAUUGUCCUGGAAGAAGGAGCUCUCUGGACUUUGCUACCAGUAACACUGGUUGUUAAUGAGAUAUUUGCACAAAUCUGACUGAGAGAAUGAAGGUUUUUCUCAUUUACUUUUGGUUCUUGUUGCAGCUGAAGCUCUUUCUGUCUGACAAAUGACAAGAAACAUGGCAUCCCCUCAACAGACAGUUAAUAUACAGUAUUCAUCACAAGAAACAACUGAAAAAAAAUUAAAUAACAAUCAUGCACAUCCAUCUUUUAGAUAAUUGGUUCCCUAUUUUUCACAUGCAUGUCUUUAGACUUCAGGGUAAAACUGAGGAACCUUGAAAAAUUCACAAAGACAAGAGGACAUCAUUAAAACUAAAAACAGUGCUACCAUCAAACCAGUUUUUCUUUGAAUGUUUAUAGCUGUGAAAAUACUGUUUAUAUAUUGAAGGAAAAAAAAGGAACAGACGAUGAWACUGUAUAUUUUGCUGCUAUGGAGAAAGUCUGAAUUUGAAGCAUUUUUGUUUUUAAUCUCUGCUGCAUCUCUGUCGGUUUUCUGGGUAAUUUUCACAUUUGAAUUUUAUCUAGAAAUCCAAGGUUUUCUGAAACGCAGACUAAAACCAUCCAGCAUCGAGCCUUAACAGAGUCAGGUGUUUUCUGCUUUAACAGUCUGUCGGUGUUUGUGUAAUUUAAUGUAUUAAUGAUAUUUUCUUUUGUGUUGAAAUUCAAUAGUAACAAUAAAUGCUUGUUAGCUGGAAGUUUGGUUUUGUUACGAUACAAAAAAAAGAUGUUUCAUCAGCUACAGACCUACAGUUUUUGUUCAAUAAGAGAAAAAAAGUGACCAUCAGCAAGGACAGGUCCUCUAACUUCUGUUGUUUCAUUCUAAAUUACAAAAUAGAUAUAAAAAGAAAUAAUGGUCCUGAUUUGGAUGUAUCUUUUACUCUUCAGUACUGAUAGUUUAACAUUUACGUCACACGAUGUGCAUUAAUAACAGUUUAUUAUGCAUUGUGAUUUCACUUUAUGGUUCACUUGCAUUAGAGUUUAAUAUUUCACUUAAGGACCACUAAAAAGUAAAACUAUAAACUGAACCUGUGCUGUUUUAAACACUGUAACUUGGGUGUGUUAUGAUUUUGACUUGUAUGAUAAAACACUGCAAAACAUUUGUAGUUAUCUGCAAAAAUUUAAUUUUUUUUAAAUUGUGAUGUUCAUUCAGUCAGUAUUGUUUUCUUAUGAGUAGUAAUAAAAUGUGAGCGUUAAAAUCAACAAAACACUUGUAUUUACUUUAUAAGCAGCACCAAACACAUUGUUUUUUUUUUAAAGAAGUCCAGUCUGCUCCUAUUGGUCGCCUCCAGUGGCCUUAUCAGACACUGGUUAARCAUUUUAAUGUCACCAAAUCCAAAAGCAAUUAAUUUUUACAUUUUGUUUUACAAAGAAAAAAUAACCAACUCUCAAACAGCAGCAAAUCCCUUUUCUUAUUGCUGGGCCAGAUUUUGGUGUUAUCAGAAAGUGUUUAUGUUGAACCUUUUUAAGGGGCAAUAUACUAUACCAUAAUAAAGUAUCUAUGUCACCCUUAGCCAUUAUUAAAAUGCUGUUUUUAAGUUUAAAUAGAAA